UCUGGUCUGCUCCCAUCAUUUCAGGAUGUCUGAGAAAAGGUUCUGCCAGGAGGACGACUGCUCCUCCCUCCUGUCCCGGCUCGGUUCCGACUCCCCCCGGCCUCGGAUCAAGUAUGGAGGGAUGUUCUGCAACGUGGAGGGGGCGUUCGAGAACAAGACGCUGAACUUUGAGUCGUUCAGUCCUCAAACGCAGCGCCGCCGAGCCACCCGGAGCCGGACGGAGGUCCCCGAUGGAGGAGACGCGGGGCGAGGAGCAGGGGGGGGAGGAGGAGGAGGCACAGUGGUGUUUCCCUCCGGACACGCCCGAGAAAACCACGGCAGGAGAGACGCAGGAGGCGACCGUCUGAUCAUCAAGGGAGGGAAGAUCGUCAACGACGACCAGUCGUUCUACGCCGACGUCUUCGUGGAGGACGGGACCAUCAAGCAGAUCGGGGAGAAUCUGAUCGUCCCGCCUGGCGUGAAGACGGUGGACGCCUACGGUCAGCUGGUCAUCCCCGGAGGAAUCGACGCCAACACCAACCUGCACACCCCGCAGAAGGGGAUGAGCCCGGUGGACGGCUUCUACCAGGGAACCAGGGCGGCGCUCUCCGGAGGAACCACCACCAUCAUGGACCACGUGCUGGUGGAGCCGGGAAGCAGCUUACUGGCUGUGUUCGAUCAGAUGAAGGAGACGGCGGAGCAGACGGCGUGCUGCGACUUCUCCCUGCACCUGGACAUCGCCCGCUGGCACGACGGGCUCUCCGAGGAGCUGGAGACGCUGGUCAAAGACAAAGGUGUGAACUCCUUCCUCUUCUUCAUGGCCUACAAGGACAAAUACCAGAGCUCCGACUCUCAGCUCUAUGAGGCGUUCGGGGUCCUUCGGGAUCUUGGUGCCAUUGCACAGGUCCAUGCGGAAAACGGUGACAUCAUUGAUGAGGAGCAGAGGAAAGUCCUCAGUCUUGGUAUCACCGGUCCGGAAGGACACGCCUUGUCUCAUCCUGAAGAGGUGGAGACUGAGGCCGUGUACCGCGCCAUCACUGUCGCCAAACAGGCCAACUGUCCGCUCUACAUCACCAAGGUGAUGAGCAAAUCCGCCGCCGACGUGAUCGCCAAGGCCAGGAAAAAAGGUAUGGUUGUGUACGGGGAGCCAAUCACGGCCAGUCUUGCUACAGACGGCUCCCAUUAUUGGUCCAAGGACUGGGCCACGGCGGCCGCCCUCGUCAUGAGCCCGCCCCUUAAUCCGGACCCUUCAACCCCGCAGUAUCUGACCUCCCUGCUGGCCUGCGGAGACCUCCAGGUGACCUCCAGCGCUCAGGCCAGCUUCUCCACGGCGCAGAAGGCCGUCGGCAAGGACGACUUCACCCUGAUCCCUGAAGGAACCAACGGCAUUGAGGAGAGGAUGGCGGUGGUUUGGGACAGAGCGGUGUUUUCUGGGAAAAUGGACGAGAACGAGUUUGUGGCCGUGACGAGCACCAAUGCUGCAAAGCUCUUCAACAUGUACCCUCGCAAAGGACGCAUCGCUGUAGGAUCCGAUGCCGAUAUCGUCGUCUGGAACCCGAAGGAGACGCGAACCGUUUCUGCAAAGACUCACAACCUGACUCUGGAGGUCAACAUCCUGGAGGGUUUGGAGUUUCGAGGAGUUCCGGCAGUGGUGAUCAGCGGCGGACGCGUGGUUCUGGAAAACGGUCAGCUGAACGUGACUGAAGGUUCUGGACGCUUUGUUCCAAGAAAGGCUUUCCCUGACGCCGUCUACAAGAGGAUCAAGGCCCGCAGUAAGAUGGCGGAGACCCGCGGCGUCCCCCGCGGAAGCUACGAUGGUCCAGUCCAUGAUGUCACCAGCAUGAUGAAAUCUGUACCCCCAACUCCAACCAGCAGGGGGCCUCCCUGUCCUAAGACCCAGGCAGGCCUCCGAAACCUCCACCAGUCCGGAUUCACCCUGGCAGGAUCUCAGAUUGACGACCACAUACCGCGCCGCUCCGCUCAGAGGAUCGUGGCGCCCCCUGGAGGACGAUCCAACAUUACAUCAUUAUCUUAAAAUGGGAAAAACGAAAUCGUCUCAGUCCGACGACCACUUUCUGAUCGACGAGUUCUUCAUCCUGGUCCUUCAUUCACUUUAGUCUUAAUUUCCCAUCAUCCUUCAGAGGUCUGUACUCGUUUCUGUCCUCCAGCUGACACCUCCUAACAGGAGAGUUCUGGCUCCCUCUCUGAAGCGGCAGCUCAUCUGAAGGGAAGGAGCCCUCAAAACCCGCUUCUAAUCCCAAACGAUAACGUGUUCUGCAGUCGGACAGCAUCGGUCACUAACAUCUACAACUGUGUGGAGCCAAACAUACAGAACCAGAAGAACCCCUUAGAGAUUUACGAUGUCCGGCUGUAGGAACAUCCGUACAGAUUCAAACCCACGAACACAGCAAUUCUAGUGUUCUUGCGUCUGGUUCUUUUAUUCUAAUGUCAUCACGCGAUGUUCACGCCGAGCUCUGCAAGGCGCGUUCCACUUCCAUUGAAAUACCGAAGUAAACGCGCGUAUAUUUAAAACUCACGUGUCGCUGCGCAGGUCUUUAAGAGCGUUUUCAGGCUCCUCCUACAAAACGCAUGGCCAUGGACAUGGCAGAAAACUCGGAUUGGACAGUGACGUACCGUUUGAAAAUUGAUCAAUUGAUGAGUAACUGCGGUUUGUGCCGGACCAGAAUUCCACGACUUUCACCCUCCUCCCUCCCGUUGUUGCCACGUCAACCAUUUGCCUUUGAUACGCUCCCAUCAUGUCGUUUCAUAGCAGACAAGCACAAACUCAGCUUCUGAACGGAGAUGUGCUGAUCCGAAGGUUCUGUUGGUGUUCAUGGUAGAACCCUUUCUUUUAAAGGUUGACUCUGAAUGUUAUGAAUGUUUUCUGGAAUGCAUCAACGUCUGACCCUGAAGCUUCAUCCUUCUUCACCUGCUAAUCUCUACAGACCAUAGUCUUCACUUCCUUAGAUUCUCUAACAGUAGCAGAGCUGUAGGCCGGUCGUGUAGCACCAGUACACCCCCCAUACUGGCUUUACUGGGUACUUUUGAACUGCUGCUGUUUUUUUUCUGGAUAUUUUCAGCUGUUUUUAGAUCAAAUGUGCUCUUAGUUCCAGAAUUCUGCUGAAUUUCACUCCGAUUCGAUCGUCCUUAGACCUUAUGUCCUCUGACGGUGAAUGGUGCUAACAGAUAGACGGACCUAUCAAAGCCUCUUAUGCAGCGGUUUGACUCCGCCCCCAGAGGUGUGCUACAUCAAGCUGCCGUCUGCUCUUAUCAUGCUAACAUGCUGCGGGUCACUGCACAUCCUCAGUGGUGUGCUGGCCAACGCGGUGAAGGGCUUUCACUUUUACUGACACGGUGAUUCGGUUUAAAGUGCACUAACUGAUUCCGACACACUGGGGGCGCUGUUUGGCAUCCUUAACCGUCUAUGACUGAAAUCAGGCGGUAACCACCAACACAGCCUCCAGCGACGGGAUCCGCCCUGUGAUGUCACAGCACCAUCCCACCGCCAGGCCGAGACUUUUAGUUUUUCAAUGAUUUGUAAAGUAUUCAUGAUCAUUUUGUAUUUUUUACACUUUUUGUAUCCUGCUUGUAUAAAGAAACAGUGUUAGCGUCGUCGUUAGCGUCACUGUAUCAAAGAUGGGUGUGGCGAAGAAGACGCCGCCUGGAGGUGCAGUUCCCCACAUGACCACUAGUUGCACCAUGUAGUUACUGAAAACAGUGGCGUGACCAUUUGACUGUGGCGUGUUUAAGCUGAACUAGCGUGUCUAAAGGUUAAGGAGGGGGCGUGGCUUCCUAUGUAAAUUCAUAAUGCGGCAGAUAUGGAUAAAUGUUAGCGGAUGACUUUUGAUUUGCCUUAAAUGUAAAUUUCAACUGAAAUUUAAAGAGAAAAGAGAAGCGGCUAACUUUCACGUUUGCAAAUGCGUAACACCCACUAUUGUGUGGAGCUCAUGGAGUUUCUCUUUGCACUCCGCUUUGCAGAAAUAAUUUAGAAUCUCUCUAAACUAAAAUGUUGUAGAUUUUUUUUAAACAUUUUGAUAAAAAUUAUGGUUUUAAAUGUAUAAUUGUUGAGCUGGGUGUUGUUUAAACCAAAGCAACACAUUCGGCAUCUGUUUCUGUUUUGAAUCUCUUUACAGUCGGCUUCACUAAGCUGUGACCCCCCCCACACACACACACACACUAGUAUUAACCCUUUGGCCUCCCCAGCAAAAAUGAGCCUCUGAAGAGUCAAAAGACUCUGAACUGAAACGGCGGAUUGGUCCUCAGUUCUUUGGUCGCCGUGACAACGUCCAUCUUUGGUACCGUCAGCGGGUGUUGUCGUUCAUAGAUUGUGGUUUUUGGUGUUUGUGCAGCUCACAGCAGCCAUGUUAGUGUCUAACUCUGAAGACGAAGGCCGAAUAACAGAGGAGGAAAAGGUCACUGAAGGUCACGUCGUCUUUUUCUCACAUCUAGACUAAUUCCACUCUAGCGGGUUAGCUCGGCUUAGCGCGGGUUAACUGUGUUAGCAUUGGUAGAAUUAACUCAGGUUAUCUAUUAGAGUUUAGCCCAACUCAGUUUCCAGUUAGCUUGUCCACUGCAUCGGAAUGGAACCGACAUCUCUUGAUGGUGGAGUUAGCUGGCGGGUUCACCAACAUGGCGGCUGCGUUCUGAUCCGUUUCUGGUCGUGUCUCCGUCCUCUCAGAUGCAUUGAAACCUUGAACUGAAGAAAAAGAAAAAAAAAAGUCCUGCGUGCACGGUGACCACGCACUCACCCACGUGGAGGAGCAUGGGGUGGGUUUCCAUGGUAACCGUUGUUCCUGUGGUGAGAGUUGCAUGAAUAAAGUGAAGAGAAAAACAA
Messenger RNA from Oryzias latipes (Japanese medaka), 4813 nucleotides. RefSeq names its product dihydropyrimidinase like 4 (gene dpysl4). Gene Ontology annotation, molecular function: hydrolase activity, acting on carbon-nitrogen (but not peptide) bonds, in cyclic amides. Gene Ontology annotation, cellular component: cytoplasm; cytosol. NCBI's taxonomy places the organism in Eukaryota, Metazoa, Chordata, Actinopteri, Beloniformes, Adrianichthyidae. The record is from RefSeq and is a predicted model, not a curated record.